AUGAGACAUAUAAGUUGUUUGAGUUUAGAUAAAUUAGACGCAGAAUCAGUUACUACUAAAAUUUUAUCAUUUAUGGAAGACAGUGGCCUUAAUUUAAGUAUUUAUGGACAAGGUUAUGAUGAUGGUUGUGCUACAAUGGCUGGCAAAGUAGGCGGCGUUGCUAAAUUAAUUCAACCGGUUACAAAUAUUUUACAAGGUGUAUCAAUGGAGCUUUAUAAAGUUCGGGAACAUGUGGAGGAAUUGUUAAAAAUGUUAGAAGACAAUAGAACAAAUGCAAAUGAAAUCUUUGAUUUAUUAUUUACUGACGCCAAAUCUAUAGAAGAUGACUUUGAAUUCACUAUAACUUGUCCCAGAAUAACUGGAAAACAAUCACACAAAAACAAUUAUUCUUAUGAAUCUCCCAAAGACUAUUAUCGAGUGUCAAUUUUUCUACCUUAUCUAGAUUCAAUAAUUCAGUGUAUUAAAGAAAGAUUUGAAAAAACUGAAAGUGAAGGUUGGUAUAGUUUAUGGCAAAAAAAAGACUGUCGAAGUAUGGACAUAAUAGAUUUACUAGAACAUAGCAAUAUAUUUUUCCCUAGCAUUACAAUUGCAUUAGAAAUUUUUCUAUCUUUGCCAGCUACAAGUUGUACAGCUGAAAGGUCAUUUAGCACUUUACGAAGAGUUAAAACUUGGCUUCGGUCUACGACGGGUGAAGAACGAUUAAAUGGUCUAUGUAUGUUAAGUGUCCAUCGUGAAAGAAUUAAUAUAAGAAAAGAAAAAUUCAUUGAACAAUUGAUAACAAGGUUUGCAAUAGAACAACCACGAAGACUUCAGUUUUUAUUUAAUAUAGAAUAA
Rhopalosiphum maidis (corn leaf aphid) is the source of this 834-nucleotide messenger RNA. RefSeq lists its product as uncharacterized. Lineage: Eukaryota; Metazoa; Arthropoda; Insecta; Hemiptera; Aphididae. Gene Ontology annotation, molecular function: protein dimerization activity. The transcript has 3 exons. Bases 1 to 834 code for a protein of 277 amino acids. The record is from RefSeq and is a predicted model, not a curated record.